Pelmatolapia mariae (spotted tilapia) is the source of this 1223-nucleotide messenger RNA. It is a transcript of the gene gadd45ga, whose product is annotated as growth arrest and DNA-damage-inducible, gamma a. Lineage: Eukaryota; Metazoa; Chordata; Actinopteri; Cichliformes; Cichlidae. The transcript has 4 exons. Gene Ontology annotation, cellular component: cytoplasm; nucleus. Gene Ontology annotation, biological process: regulation of cell cycle. Bases 85 to 564 code for a protein of 159 amino acids. The record is from RefSeq and is a predicted model, not a curated record.
UCAGAAUAACGCAAGAGACUACACAGACAACUACACAGCCUUUUCUUAACACUGCAAGAUCCCGAUCGCGCUUGGAUUAUAAUUAUGACUCUGGAAGAGAUUCACGGACAAGAGAACACAAUGGAAAACGCUGAUAGGGUGCAAAGUGCAGGCGCAGCCCUGGAGGAGCUGCUGAUCGCUGCUAAGAAGCAGGACUACCUGACAGUUGGAGUUUACGAAUCUGCCAAAGUCAUGAAUGUUGACCCAGACAGCGUGGCGUUUUGCAUUCUAGCCACCGAUGAGGAAUACGAGUGUGACAUUGCUCUUCAGAUCCACUUCACUCUCAUCCAGGCUUUCUGCUUUGACAACGACAUCAACGUGGUGCGUGUCAAUGAUAUCGACCGCCUUGCCGACCUCGUGGGUGCAGAUGAAACCGGCGAGCCCAAGGACGCACACUGCAUUCUUGUCACGAGCCCUAGUGCAAACCCAUGGAAAGAUCCUGCUCUGGACAAGCUGAGUGUGUUCUGUGAGGAAAGGCGCAGUGUGUAUGACUGGGUGCCCACUAUCACACUCCCAGAGCGCUGAAGUGACACCCCCCUGAAGUUGCUUCACAUGAUUAUGAUGAUGAUGAUGAAAAGAAAGUCAAGGAGCUGAGCUUCAGCUGGGGGCCUCAUGCCUUUCUGCCUCACAUGUCUGGAUUAAGAGGCUGUGGCUGUAACUCCCCCCUUCUGCAAGAGCACACUCUUCCAGUGCAUCCUGGGUGAGCCCGUUGGUUCUGGAUUACCCUCUGCAAGGGUUCAGAGCUCAUGUGUGGACUUGUUCAGGUGUAUGUGGAGUGGACAGAACGCUUGAUGGACACUGAGAGUGGAGCUGGACUGUACUGCAUAGUACAUUAAAGAUGGCAAAUGGUAACCCAGUGACUGCCCUUUAACAGACACUGGCGGGACUAAGCAGAGAAGGUCACAGAGAGCGAUACUGUGCAAGAGAUGGACUUAAGAAAGUGGACUGGACUCCUCAGAGGGGAACAAGGUGCAGAUCCAGAAGGUGUCUGAAAGUGUCUAAACAAAGGACUUUUCUUUAUGAGUGCAGCUGUCAGGAAGUUCUUGGAAUAAGCAGAAACUGCUUGCAAAUCCUGAUGUAAAGCUGACACUUUUUUAAUGGACUAUUCAGUUUUCUUUCACAUAUGCAGACAGAGCAAUGCAGUAUUGAUUUGUAUUGUACUGACUUGAAAUGCUUUGUGAAUA